AUGAAAAUGUUUCUCAAGCAUCCAGAAAUUAAAGAUUUCGCUAAGAAAAAUGACCAUAUUUAUUCUCAGUCAAUACAAUCUCCUGGCAACUGGGAAAGGGUUAUUGAAGGGAUACACGGAAUGAGAUCGGCAGAAUAUGUACUUGUGGACUCCAUUAACACGGAUGAGGGGAUGAAUUAUCUUCAAACUAAGGAAAGAAAAUUUGCUGAACUGGUUGGUUCAUUGUUAUCAAGCCAGACCAAGGGUCAUUUUACACAUGAAGCGACACGACGACUCCUAAAAAAUGGUCUUUUGAGUGCUGAGACAAUGGAUAAAGCUGAUGAAGCCACCAUAAAGAGCUUGAUUUACCCGGUUGGAUUUUACACAAGAAAGGCUCGACAACUUAAACAAGUUGCAAAGAUUUGUAUCUAUAAAUAUGAUGGAUACAUUCCUAGUACAUUGGAUAAUUUGCUUCUACUUCCAGGUGUUGGUCCGAAGAUAGCUCACCUGGUUAUGAUUAUAGCCUGGAACAAAGUUGAAGGGAUUUGUGUAGAUAUCCACGUGCAUCGUGUUAGUAAUUGGCUUGGUUGGGUCUCACAGCCUGGAACAAAAUGGGUAUGCUUAAUUCUAUUCAAAGAUGAAGCUUCACUGCUGAUAAGCAACUAG
This is a messenger RNA of Capsicum annuum, 645 nucleotides long. Its product is annotated as endonuclease III homolog 2, chloroplastic-like. Gene Ontology annotation, biological process: base-excision repair; base-excision repair, AP site formation; nucleotide-excision repair. The coding region runs from base 1 to 645 and encodes 214 amino acids. The transcript has 7 exons. Lineage: Eukaryota; Viridiplantae; Streptophyta; Magnoliopsida; Solanales; Solanaceae. Gene Ontology annotation, cellular component: chloroplast nucleoid; nucleus. The record is from RefSeq and is a predicted model, not a curated record. Gene Ontology annotation, molecular function: oxidized pyrimidine nucleobase lesion DNA N-glycosylase activity; DNA-(apurinic or apyrimidinic site) endonuclease activity.